UCACCUCUUUACGCCUUUGAAACCGUUGAAGAUCAGUUGUCAUUAUUAUUAUUAUUUUUGCACAUCAAAACCUUUCGACGAAAUGUGUCAGAUCAAACGAUGUGUCUUAUUUCGACUGUUCCACGUAAGGUCACGCAAAUAUUUGGGCGCACAUGUGCGCGACCGAAAAGGGAGGGUUUCAGAUCACGUGGUCCCGCCAUCCAGGAAGUGACUCGCUUUCAUUAGGUUUGGCCGAGGCCGGGCAGGAUGUUGUCUUAAACAAAGUAAGCCUAAACAGCCGAUUGGUCACCUACCAAUUGGCACCAUUGGGCUGACCGUCUUUCGGCUAUUGUGUUUUGGACCAAGCUCAAUACUCAGGUACUUGUUGAAAUUUGUUCGAAAUGGCUCCAGGAUAAAAAAAGAAGAUUCCAGAAGCACCGUCGCGGGCUUGCGAGCACGUCCAGAAGGAGCUGAGCGGCCUUCUGUCGCUAAGAAGCGAAGAAAGCUUAGCAGCCGCACAACGAGUCGCCGGCUGCUGUGUAGAAACACGAAAAAAUUACACUCGUCCUUAAUUCGACACUUGCUUCCCUUCCCUGUUACCCUUCCUGAUUCUGUUCUGAGAGAGGUCAGACCAGUAUCAUCGCCAAGAUAGCUGGGCCAGGCAGGAAGCGGCACACCUCAGAUCCAGACCCCAGCAGCAGCGGUAGUGAGUCUGGCGACAGGCGGCCCCUUGGCACCAAGCAUCUGAAGAUGUCCAGCAGCAGUGGUAAUGGGGCCACAGGCCGACGCAGCGGGGCUGCGAAUCAGCAGAGGGGAGGAGGCGACCAUGGGUCCGAGCUGUCCUCGAGCGCCAGUAAGAAGAAGCAGAAGGACAAAGCUAACCAAGAAUCCAGAGAGGCCAAAAGAGUUGCUGCUGCUGCAGGGGUGGAUGGAGUCCUUGCAGAGGUCAAAAAAGAUGUGUUUGUGGAUUGGAAACAAAAUGCCAAUGAAGUGAUCAUCAAGUUGCGAUGUGGAGAAAGUGUUCAGAAGAUUGAAGAUGUCAACACAACCUUCACCGAUACACACUGUUAUGUGCACUUUUCAGAUGGUCGUGAGUGGUCCUGCCAAUUACAGGAGGAAAUAGAGGCUUCUUGUAGUAGAGUACAGUACAAAGAAAAGGGUGGGUUUCUUCUGCUAAUCCUGCACAAGAAGAUUCCAAUUCACAUUUGGCCUUCACUGAAAUCCAACAAGAAAGAGAAAGAGGUGGGACCCACAGAGACAAAAAAUGUCAAGGUUCCAGAACCAAGGUCUGUAGCCUCAGAGUCGUCGGACCAUCUGAAGUUGUCCUCCCUGCUGGCACAGCAUCAAUCUCAGGGUCCUCCCUCCCCCUCAUGCACUGCAUUGAGAUGCAGUGGAAACAAAACUGAGCGUGGUGUCAAACGCCAUUUAAAAAACAAACAACCAUCCGACAAGAACUCAACAGACUGUGUGGUGAACACAUUCGGAGGUCGGGAUGCAGCAGCCGCUUCUUUUAUGCCAGUUCCCACUAAGAACAGCAACUUGCAUCCCCAAGAACCCAGUGCAAAGCGUACCAUUGCCAAUCUUUCCCGGAACACCAAGGACGUAAAGUCUCCUACUUUAGGUCACAUGGACUCAGACCAGAUCGGAACGUCGCAUGUACGCGUGCCUGCUGCAGAGCCCUGUCAAACACUGCACAGAAAUGGAGACAGGAAUACAGAACAAUUAGUUAGUGAACAUGGGAGCACUGUUUCCAACAUGAUUCAGGAGGCAGGUGAGCAAUAUAACACCUCAGACACAAAGGAUAAAUGCUCUGAAACUGGUGAUAGUGAAAACAUACCACGGAUUCCUGUGAGCAUAAGUGGCUCCCUGAAAACUUUGGACUUAAAAAAACAUGUUGACUCCUUCUCUAUAGACAGGAGUAGAGACAAAACUAAAACUGAGACAGAGAAAAAGGCUCCAUUUCAUGAAUCGGUACAGGAUACACAAACCCACCAGCAGGUUGUUUCGAGAGGUGCUGCCUCAGUGUCAGAUGUGUCUGCCAUACAAGAGCCAUCAUCAGUGUCUUUGACCCAGAUUCAAGGCAACUAUGAAGGAGAGGAGAAGCGUGACCAAUCCAAAGAGGAACCACCCCUCACCAAAAUACAGGAAGCACCAGAGCCAAUGGUAAACCUGCAAUCUGUGAAGAAUGACUCGUACGAGAAAGGCACAGACUUAAUGGUGGUGAAUGUCUACAUGAAGGGCAUCUGUAGGAACACAUCCAGGGUCAUUUUCAGGGAGCAGGAUUUUACUCUCAUCUUCCAGACAAGUGACGCCAACUUUCUUCGGCUUCACCCGGACUGUGGCCCAAACACAGUCUUCAAGUGGCAGGUCAAACUCAGGAAUCUGAUACAACCUGACCAGUGCUCCUACUCCUUCACUGUAUCACGGGUCGACAUUAACCUGAAGAAGAGACACAGCCAACGCUGGGAGGGUCUAGAGGCCCCCGCCACACAAGGUGCAGUGGGUGGUGCCAAAGUGGCUGUGCCCUCGAGUCCCGCCUGCACUGAAAAGAGCCAACCAGGCAGCAGCCAGCACAGUUUGCCCACCAAGGAAGAGCCUCCCAGGGUCGGUGAGGAAAAACCAAAGGCUCCCAAAACGCCAUCCAGGGUGGAGGAUAGUGGUUUGGAAACUGUGGCUCCUCGUACAGUCUCUGACCAUGUAGCCAUCACCAAGUCAGAACCCACUGUUAUGACUCCCAAGCCAACCUGCAUGGUGCAACCCAUGACCCAUGCACUCCCUGCUAGUAAUGAGCACCAUGAGGAGGAGGAGGAAAAGAAGGUCUGCCAUCCUGGUUUCACAGGAUUGGUCAACCUCGGAAACACCUGCUUUAUGAAUAGUGUCAUACAAUCCCUGUCCAACACCAGAGAACUCAGGGAUUACUUUCAUGAUCGAGCAUUUGAAUCAGAAAUCAACUGCAAUAAUCCACUUGGCACAGGAGGCCGGCUAGCUAUUGGCUUUGCAGUGUUGCUCAGGGCCCUUUGGAAAGGAACGCACCAUGCGUUUCAGCCCUCAAAGCUAAAGGCAAUUGUAGCAAGUAAAGCCAAUCAGUUUACAGGGUAUGCCCAGCAUGAUGCCCAGGAAUUCAUGGCGUUUUUGCUUGAUGGCCUCCAUGAGGACUUGAACCGCAUUCAGAAUAAGCCAUACACUGAGACAGUGGACUCGGAUGGCCGCUUAGAUGAGGUGGUCGCAGAGGAAGCAUGGCAGAGGCACAAGAUGAGAAAUGACUCAUUCAUAGUGGACCUCUUCCAAGGCCAGUUCAAGUCCAAGCUUGUCUGUCCUACCUGCUCCAAGGUAUCCAUAACAUUUGACCCUUUCCUUUAUUUGCCUGUCCCGUUGCCACAAAAACAAAAGGUGCUCUCAGUUUUUUAUUUUGCCAAGGAACCGCAUAGAAAACCCAUUAAGUUUUUGGUGAGUGUAAGCAAGGAGAACUCCAGCACUGCAGAAGUCCUUGAGUCCAUCAGCAGGAGUGUUAGGGUCAAACCUGAAAACCUCAGACUUGCUGAGGUGGGGAAAAACUGCUUCCAACAAAUGUUUUUGCCUUCCCAUUCCCUGGACACUGUGUCUUCCUCGGACAUGUUGUUCUGCUUCGAGGUGCUUUCCAAAGAUCUAGCAAAGGAGAGAGUGGUAUUGCUCAGAGUUCAGCAGAGACUACAGGUUCCAAAUAUCCCCAUCUCAAAGUGUGCCUCCUGCCUGAAGCCUCCGAUCUCUGAGGAUGACAAGCUGAAGCGUUGUACUCGCUGUUAUAGUGUUGGCUACUGCAAUCAAGUGUGUCAAAAGAUCCAUUGGCCUAGCCACAAGGGCCAUUGUCGACCCAACACUGAAAAUGUGGGUUUGCCGUUCCUAGUUAGUGUACCCGAGUCCCGACUGUCGUACAGCCGCCUUACUCAGCUCCUACACGGUUACUCCAGAUUUUCAGUCAAUGUGUUCCAGCCACCUUUCCAGUCAGGGAGGACAUCCCCAGAAAUAUCUCCUUUACUUGCAAUGCAACCAGCAGCUUCUCUAGGCGGACCAAGCUCCGGAGAUGAAGCCAUGGGUGGAAGCAGUAUUGUAGAAAUAAAUGACUGUGGACCUGAAAAAAGCACUUUAAUGCUUAACUCCCCGAAACAACAGAACUGGACACCAGCCCUUGACUCUGGUGAUACUGUUUCCCUUACUCCCUACCAGACAUCUCUCUCCACCACACAGACUUCAGACUCUGGGUUCUCAGAGUCAAUCUCCUCUACUUCCUGCUGCUCUCUUGACACCCAUUUGGAAAAAGAAACAUCUUGUGAGAAGGCAGUACGACCAGAAGCUGCAGUAGCAGGCUACCAGCAACCUAAUGAACCAUCUUCAGGGCAUGCGAGUCAGUUCUACAUUGUUCUGCUGGAUUCUAACAACAAGGAGCAAAGACUGGAUGAGAAAGAAGACUUACUGGGCGAGCUCUCUGAUGAUGCGACCGUAGAACUUGUGUGGAAAAACAACGAGCGUCUAAAGGAGUAUGUUCUGGUGAGCUCCAAGGAACUGGAGUAUGAGGAGGAUCCUAGUUCUUUGAGUGAGACAGCCAGAGCAGGGCAUUUCACCCUGGAGCAGUGCCUCAACCUCUUCACCAAGCCAGAGGUGCUAGCACCAGAAGAGGCAUGGUACUGUCCAAAGUGCCAGCAGCACCGUGAGGCCUCCAAACAACUGCUGCUUUGGAGACUUCCUAACAUUUUGAUCAUCCAACUCAAGCGCUUCAGCUUUAGGAGUUUUAUCUGGAGAGACAAGAUUAAUGACAUGGUUGACUUUCCUGUCAGAAAUCUGGAUCUGAGUAAGUUCUGUAUUGGCCAGAAGGACGAGAUGCAGCAUCCGCCUAUCUAUGACUUGUAUGCAGUCAUCAACCACUAUGGGGGAAUGAUCGGUGGCCACUAUACCGCCUAUGCUCGCCUGCCAAGUGACAAAAACAGCCAACGCAGUGAUGUUGGCUGGCGUCUAUUUGAUGAUAGCACUGUAACAACAGUGGAAGAGAGCCAGGUGGUGACACGCUAUGCCUAUGUCCUUUUCUACCGACGCCGAAAUUCACCUGUGGAGAGGCCGCCACGCUUCCUCAUGCCAGUUGGGGCGGACUCUCCACCUGCAAUGGGAGCUACUGCCAGUCAGGCCUCUCAAAUAUGGCGGGAACUGGAAGAAGAGGAGGACGGUCUUGACGAAGGCCGCCGCGAAGAUUUCUUCUCUGGCCUACGACGCCGACAAACCCAGAGAGGAAGAGAUGAGGAAGAUGAGGACAGAGCAGAAAGGCAUCGUCAACGCAUGGCAAGGACGUCAGAUUGUCAUGACGACGAUCGUGUGCGAUACUUUGUUCUGGGAACCCUUGCGGCCGUCUUUGCACUUCUGGUCAAUUUGGUCUACCCUCUUCUUUCCAAAUCCAACUGGGUUUAAGUUGCAGCUCAUUGAUGAAUUCCUCAGGAGUUGAAAACUGAAGAUAAAUGUUUAACGUGGAAGGAAGCCAUAUCAGUUGUAACCAUUACUUUGGACCAUCCAAAAUAAUGUACUAAAAUAAUGAAAUGGGGGGGAUCAAGAGUUUAUAGAACUUUAUAAGUGGUUGAAACGAGAACUCUACAACGCAUUGGCUGAUCUUCCUUGCUUUUAAUUUUUUUUUUUUUUUUUUAAUUUAUUUUCGAUUGAAAGGCGUGCCAUAAUAUCCUAAUUUUUCAGCAACUUAACGUAGCGGUGCCUCUGUUUCGCGCUUGUGUGUUUGUGUGAGGCGGUAGGCCAGGCUGGAAACGUUUUUUAAUGGUUAAUAUAAAGUUUUUGACUUGUUUUCCAAUGGAGUGACUUAAUCACAAACAAAGAAAUAAGCAAAAUAUUGGUUUAAGGCUGUUUCUUGUUGGCAGAUAACCCCAUCAGAUGGCACAGUGCAUUAUCUUUAUCGUUGGUAAAUUAUGGCGUUUUCAUGGGUAUGCUAUGGUAUGGUGCAUUGACUCAAAAAACGCAUUCAGGCAAAAGUGCAUUUGCGAGACUUAAGCCCCAUAAUUGCCGUAAUUUGCUUUCAUGAAUGUCAACCGUCAUUAAUCAGUCCUUUAACCGCAGAAUCUCAGGGAGAAAAUUUGAUGACAAUUUGGAUUGUUUAACUGUCUUAAUAUCAGUGUCAGUUUUUGACUGCCUUUCCUCUACUUUGCAUUUAAGAGUAGAGAACUUAUUUGCAUCUUUUCUCAGGCAGGCUAUUUGUUGGUUGGUUCUAUAAAUUGGAACUAACGCUUAACGUGGUUAUUGAUCAACAUUUGUUCCGUUAUACUUUUGAACCUUUAACAAACAUAAGCACUUAAGUAAAAAACAUACAUGUUUCUUAUGCAUAAUAGCAAUAAUUUUGAUUGAUCAGCUCAAUACAAAUGUUGUUCACACUUAGACGAAUUUGAAUGCUUUGUUUUUCAUGAUCUUUUUUUUUUUGUUUCAACUUGGCAGUCACUGUGUUUAGUUUCCAGUUGUAUUUUUUUUCCAUUUUAUUAUUUUUUUAAUGUUCAAAAGUACAUUUUAUUGCAUAAGUGAUGGUGACUUGCAGUGUAAAAUUGAAGCGCUUAAAAUUUGACCUAUUUGUUGUAGUUUUUAAAAUUCUGUAUUUUUAACAUCGUUUUCAAUUGUUGAAUUUAAGGACAAAAAUACAUUUGAAGUCCACACAAUUCUAUGCUGCUGUGGUGAUUCUGAUUGUAUAGAUAGAAAUGCAGGACUCAGGGAUUUUUCCACUGCAGUCCAACCGGGUUGCCUGACUCCAAUAUUAAAUGUAUACAAAUAGAAUUGUGCAAUCUAUUUAUGCAGUUGUAUUGAUCUCAAUAAAUUGUAUGUUCUGUGGUAUGUCAUUGCUUUUCUGUAAUGUACAAUUCAUUAAUUAUUAGUUUCAUUCCAAUAAUUAUCUACAUUCCGUAAUCCAAACUUGUCUUUCUUGUAUACGGUAUGUAAAUUUGUGUACGUUUUGAAAUGGGAACAAAAAAAAAAUUACAAGGUAUUAGUUGAAAAUAUACAUGCAUGUACUCAGCACAACUCGUGACAUAAGAUGAAAUAAAACUGCCUGAUUUAUCAAUGUAGUUAUUU
Corythoichthys intestinalis (scribbled pipefish) is the source of this 7059-nucleotide messenger RNA. RefSeq names its product ubiquitin specific peptidase 19 (gene usp19). Gene Ontology annotation, biological process: protein deubiquitination. The transcript has 26 exons. The record is from RefSeq and is a predicted model, not a curated record. Gene Ontology annotation, molecular function: cysteine-type deubiquitinase activity. Lineage: Eukaryota; Metazoa; Chordata; Actinopteri; Syngnathiformes; Syngnathidae. The coding region runs from base 730 to 5412 and encodes 1560 amino acids.